Molecule: messenger RNA, 804 nt
Organism: Knipowitschia caucasica
Lineage: Eukaryota; Metazoa; Chordata; Actinopteri; Gobiiformes; Gobiidae
Source: the annotation of a GenBank genome assembly
AUGCAACCCCCACCCCCUUCGCCUCGCCUGCUCCUGGUCUUCUGGGUGGCUGUUGCUGAAGGGACUGAAGGGAGGAAGGAAAUCGGAAGCGUUACGGGGGACGAGGACAGAGGACAAGGGGAAACAAGGACCAUCACGCACCAGGACCAGCACGCACGCGGAGCAGCACGCACCAGGACCAGCACGCACGCGGAGCAGCACGCACGAGGAGCAGCACGCACGAGGAGCAGCACGCACGCGGAGCAGCACGCACGAGGAGCAGCACGCCCCAAGGAGAGACCUGCAGAGCCCACAUACAACGCCCCCUGCAUUGGCGUGGCGCAUCAAGCCCCAGCCCAAGGAGCAGCGGACCCGGCCCAGCGGAGCAGCGGACCCGGCCCAGCGGAGCAGCGGACCCGGCCCAGCGGAGCAGCGGACCCGGCCCAGCGGAUCCAGCUCAGGGGAGCACUGUAUAUAACGCCAGACGAGCUGAGUACUUACAGGGACGUGAACAAGCUGCCCCAGACUCUGUGUGUGUGCGUGCGCGUGAGACCGGCGCCUGAUUGCUUGCUCUCUCAGCAGCUACCCUGGUGUGGCGCACCAAGCCCCAGUGGAGCAGCAGACCCGGCCCAGCAGAGCGGAGCAGUGCGCCAGGCCCAGCCCGAGCCCCAGCAGAGCGGAGCAGCGCGCGCCAGGCCCAGCCCGAGCCCCAGCAGAGCGGAGCAGCGCGCGCCAGGCCCAGCAGAGAGCGGCCCCAGCAGAGAGCGGCCCCAGCAGAGAGCGGCCCCAGCAGAGAGCGGCCCCAGCAGAGAGCGGCCCCCUUAA